Messenger RNA from Anolis sagrei ordinatus, 1294 nucleotides. RefSeq names its product ALG5 dolichyl-phosphate beta-glucosyltransferase (gene ALG5). Lineage: Eukaryota; Metazoa; Chordata; Lepidosauria; Squamata; Anolidae. Gene Ontology annotation, cellular component: endoplasmic reticulum membrane. The record is from RefSeq and is a predicted model, not a curated record.
UCACGUUCCACCAACCCAGAAGCCCAAACGCGUACUUCCGCCCUCAAAGGCCAUGGCAUGACCGCCCUCAAAACUCCAGAAGAGGGCGACUUGGGCCCGCCAAUUGCGGCGCUCCCUGUCUCCGGAAGCUAAGGCUGCAGCGGCCCUUUGCCCCGCCUUGUGGCUCUGCCCGCUUCCGCCUCCGUGUCUUUUCCUGCAAGCUGGGCGUUCUUGCCGUUUGCGGGGAGCGAUGGAGCUGCUGUGGCUGGUGGAAGGACUGGCGGCGCUGGCGGGGGUUGGGCUGGUCCUGACAGCUUUUAUUGCACAUAUAACUGCAUCAACGUUGCCAAACCUUUAUAGACAUGAGGAUGAAAAGUUUUUUCUGAAUGCCGAAGAUAAGAAGGAACCUGUGCCAAACCUCCAUGAUCUUCCAACACAUGAACUUUCCAUAGUUGUGCCUUCGUAUAAUGAGGAAAAACGGUUGCCAUCAAUGAUGGAUGAAGCUUUAAACUAUCUGGAAAAGAGACAGAAACAAGAUCCUGCAUUCACAUAUGAGAUCAUUGUGGUUGAUGAUGGCAGCAGAGAUCACACCACAAAGGUUGCACUGAAGUAUACUAAAAAAUACGGCAGUGACAAAGUGAGAGUUCUCAGUCUGGUGAAGAAUCGUGGAAAAGGAGGAGCUGUCAAAAUGGGUGUUUUCAUUUCACGAGGGAAAAAAAUCCUCAUGGCAGAUGCUGAUGGUGCCACAAAGUUUGAAGAUAUUGAAAAAGUAGAAAAAGGUCUCGAGAGUCUUCAGCCUUGGCCUGACCAGAUGGCCAUCGCCUGUGGCUCUCGAGCUCACUUGGAGAAAGAUUCAAUAGCCCAGAGGUCAUAUUUCCGAACACUUCUCAUGUAUGGAUUCCAUUUUUUAGUAUGGUUUCUUUGUGUGAAGGAAAUCAAAGACACUCAAUGUGGUUUUAAAUUACUAACCCGUGAGGCUGCUGCUCAGACUUUUUCUGUACUUCAUAUAGAGCGUUGGGCAUUUGAUGUGGAACUACUCUAUAUUGCUCAGUGCCUUAAAAUACCAAUAGCAGAAGUUGCUGUCAACUGGACAGAAAUCGAAGGUUCCAAAUUGGUUCCCUUCUGGAGUUGGCUACAGAUGGGGAGAGACCUUCUCUUUAUACGACUGAGAUAUUUAACUAGGGCCUGGCACCUUAGAAGAAGAAAAGAAAAUUAAGUUAUUUAUGCUGGUCCAAAAUAAUUGUUCAGAUAAUUAUAGUCGGGUUUUCCAACAGCUAUGAAAUAAAGAUAAUACUGAGAUUACUCUUCAUUACUA